This is a messenger RNA of Globicephala melas (long-finned pilot whale), 4837 nucleotides long. RefSeq names its product leucine zipper tumor suppressor family member 3 (gene LZTS3). Gene Ontology annotation, cellular component: dendritic spine. Gene Ontology annotation, biological process: regulation of dendritic spine morphogenesis. The record is from RefSeq and is a predicted model, not a curated record. NCBI's taxonomy places the organism in Eukaryota, Metazoa, Chordata, Mammalia, Artiodactyla, Delphinidae.
AAAAAGAGUAGCCCCCAUUCACCGCAACUAGAGAAAGCCUGCGUGCAGCAACGAAGACCAAAUGCAGCCAAAAAUAUAUUUAAAAAAAAAAAAGGGAGGCACCUAGGUCACCAGAUGAAAGGAGGCACUCACUCUCAGGGUCCUGCACUUGCUGAUCCUGCACCUAAAUUGAGCCCUAGGUGCCUCUCUUGACUCACCCUAGGUCUCAGCCUUGUGGGACAUGUGGAACAGAUUAGCUUAAGGGAGCAAUGUAGUAAAGUCCUGUUCUCCACACCUGGGGGGUCGGGGGGAGAUGCUGAUAGAAUGGAAUUUUACAAAGUCAGUGUGGACUGGUUUGUGGUAAGUUUUCCAACCACCUAGGGCUGUAAUUCCAGGUGUGAUGGCCAGAAGACUGAAGGGCAAGAGUUUUGUUAAGGCUCCCCUGGUCAAACACAGCAUUAAAAAUGGGCAUAUGGGUAGAAGACAGUUUGAAGUGCACUCAAGGGGCCGAGGGCUGCUACCAGUACCCCUUCACCUUGGCAGAGAAGGAAGGCUCCCUGCCUGGUUUCUGGUGGGAACAGGGGUUAAAGGCCUGAAGGGCGCCCCCUGCCAUUUCUGGGCCACGUAUUUGAGCGUCUACACUCACAGCAGGCACUGCCUGCUCCCACUGCCAGGCUGGACAUGAGGAUCUCUGGGGCAGGUCUUCCCAGGUGCGGACUUGAGACAAAGGAACCAGGAAGCGGGGCCUUCCUGAGCGCAGAGGAGAAAACUGCAGUCCAGGAUGGCUCAGUCGGCCCGUCCAAAGUCGCGCAGCUGGUCCUGGCCGAGCUGCGAGAGUGAGGCACAUGGCCCCUGCAGACCGGGCCUCGGAGGGUCCAAGGCUUGAGGACCCGUCGGCCCCCCACCCCCUUGGAGAGGCAAGGAGAGGAUCCUGCGCUGGUAUGCCCUCCUGGCUUAGUCAUGGCGAAGCUGGAGACACUGCCUGUGCGCGCUGAUCCAGGGCGGGAUCCCCUCCUGGCCUUUGCCCCUCGGCCCUCUGAGCUCGGACCCCCAGACCCUCGUCUGGCCAUGGGCAGUGUGGGCAGUGGGGUGGCCCACACUCAGGAGUUCGCCAUGAAGAGUGUGGGCACCCGCACGGGGGGUGGGGGCAGCCAAGGCAGUUUCCCUGGCCCCCGUGGCAGUGGGGCCAGCAGGGAGAGGCCAGGCCGCUACCCCUCGGAGGACAAGGCUCUCGCCAAUUCACUCUACCUCAAUGGCGAGCUACGGGGCAAUGACCACACAGAUGUCUGCGGCAAUGUGGUGGGCAGCAGUGGUGGCAGCAGCAGCAGCGGCGGCAGUGACAAGGCCCCACCACAGUAUCGUGAGCCCAGCCACCCACCCAAGCUCCUGGCCACCUCUGGCAAGCUAGACCAGUGCUCAGAGCCGCUAGUUCGGCCUUCGGCCUUCAAGCCUGUUGUACCCAAAAAUUUCCACUCCAUGCAGAACUUGUGCCCCCCCCAGACCAACGGGACCCCUGAGGGACGACAGGGCCCUGGUGGCCUCAAGGGUGGACUGGACAAGUCUCGGACCAUGACCCCAGCGGGUGGGGGAGGGGGCGGCCUCUCAGACUCAGGCCGGAACUCACUCACAAGCCUGCCCACCUACAGCUCCAGCUAUAGCCAGCACCUGGCGCCCCUCAGUGCCUCCACCAGCCACAUCAACCGCAUUGGCACUGCCAGCUAUGGUAGUGGCAGUGGUGGCAGCAGCAGCGGUGGUGGGUCAGGCUACCAGGACCUGGCAACCUCUGACAGUGUGCGGGCCUCCAGCAAGAGUGGGUCAUCCUCAUCCAUGGGGCGGCCAGGCCACCUGGGAUCAGGGGACGGCGGAGGUGGAGGCCUGCCAUUUGCGGCCUGCUCACCACCCUCGCCCAGUGCUCUGAUCCAGGAGCUAGAGGAAAGGCUGUGGGAGAAGGAACAGGAGGUGGCAGCUCUGCGGCGUAGCCUGGAGCAGAGUGAGGCGGCAGUGGCCCAGGUGCUGGAGGAGCGUCAGAAGGCCUGGGAGCGUGAGCUGGCCGAGCUGCGGCAGGGCUGCAGUGGGAAGCUGCAGCAGGUGGCCCGUCGCGCCCAGCGCGCCCAGCAAGGCCUACAGCUGCAGGUGCUGCGGCUGCAGCAGGACAAGAAGCAGCUGCAGGAGGAGGCAGCCCGGCUGAUGAGGCAACGGGAAGAGCUUGAGGACAAGGUUGCCGCCUGCCAGAAGGAACAGGCCGACUUCCUGCCCCGGAUGGAGGAAACUAAGUGGGAGGUAUGCCAGAAGGCUGGGGAGAUUUCCCUACUGAAGCAGCAGCUGAAGGACUCGCAGGCGGAUGUGUCCCAGAAGCUGAGUGAGAUUGUUGGGCUGCGCUCGCAGCUGCGGGAGGGCCGGGCCUCACUGCGGGAGAAGGAGGAGCAGCUGCUCAGCCUGAGGGACUCCUUCAGCAGCAAACAGGCCAGCCUGGAGCUGGGUGAGGGCGAGCUGCCCUCUGCCUGCCUCAAGCCGGCGCUGACCCCAGUGGACCCGGCCGAGCCGCAGGACGUGCUGGCCACCUGCGAGAGCGACGAGGCCAAGAUGCGCCGUCAGGCUGGGGUGGCUGCUGCCGCCUCCCUGGUUUCCUUGGAUGGGGAGGUGGAUGCUGGGGGGGAGAGUGGGACUCGGGCCCUGCGGCGGGAGGUGGGGCGCCUGCAGGCUGAGCUGGCAGCUGAGCGGCGAGCCCGGGAGCGCCAGGGUGCCAGCUUCGCAGAGGAGCGCCGAGUGUGGUUGGAGGAGAAGGAGAAGGUCAUCGAGUACCAGAAGCAGCUGCAGCUGAGUUACGUGGAAAUGUACCAGCGCAACCAGCAGCUGGAGCGGCGGCUGCGAGAGCGGGGGGCUGCGGGAGGUGCCAGCACGCCUACACCUCAACAUGGGGAGGAGAAGAAAGCCUGGACCCCCUCCCGCCUCGAGCGCAUCGAGUCCACAGAAAUCUGAUCCCCUACCUGGGCAUGUGGCCUUUUGACAAAUACCCAGUCAAAGGCCAGAGUCCCCAGUGUCCCCCCCUCCGCCAUCUCUUUUCCCCAUCCCCUGUAUCCCCAGACCAAAGAGGUUCUCAAAGCAGCUGUGACCAGGCCCCUCCCCUCCCCUCCCCUCACUGGGUGUCUCCCAGCUCUACCACUGCCCCUCUGGGCAGCCCACUCGACCCUCCUCCCAAGGAGGAAACAGGGGAAGGGCAGAGUGAGUGGGGAUGAGGAGCCCAGGCAGCAGGGGAACUCAUGCUCCUUUUCUUGGCACUCCCUUGUUGGAGAGGUGGCAGGCCUUGCAGUGCCAUGAGGUGCCCAGCUCCUUGGUGGGUCUGGGCUGCUACUGUCGGCCACCCUGUGUCCAGAGAUGCUCUCUGUACCCAUCUCCUUGGCCACGUAACCUGAGGGGGCUUGCGUGCGUUCUGCCAAAGCUGACACCUUGGACUCCUGGCCUCUCUCCUUCCAGUACUUUUCUCCCUCCUUGGGCAGAUUGGCAGGACAAACGGGAGCAGGUGGCCUACCUGUGGUUGAGAGGGCUACUUGCCCAGCCCCUCCCUGCCAAGGUCUCUUGGACUCAGGCCUCAGAGCCUGGCCUGGUCCUGAGUGUGUGUCCAUAUGUUGUGUGUUGGAGGAGAGAAGGGCUGGGGCUGGAGGCUCAGUGCCCAGGGAAGAUCUGCCAUCCUAUUCUUGAGAAGGGUCACCUGGAGGCUUCUUAGCUUUACCCUCACCCUUCUGACCAGGAUCCCACAGGACAACAGCCCCAUCUGCUUGGCUGACCCCACACCCAGGGCCACUGUCCAGCUCUAACUACAGCUAUUAAGUGCCACCUGCCUCUCAGGCACUCCCCUCACCUAGUUUCUGAGGUCACAUGAGUGUCUGUGAUGUCUUCUUGUGUUUUCCCUGACUUGAUUCCCUCAGCCACCUUCUGCUUUCGUGCUCAGCCUAUUGCUUUCAUGCUCAGAACAUCAUUGUCUUAGGCCAUCUCUUCCCCCAAACCUCACCUUUUCUUCCAGUAGAAAACUGCUUGAUCUUUGGUGCACUGCCCACUUCCAAGUUCCACUGGGCCCAAGCUUGAGCCUGAGGCCCUUGUUUUGGGGGGUGGGGGUGGCUAUGAUUGCUCUUGAAGAACAAGACUGAACUGAGAGGAUCACUGACCUCUGGGUCCCAGAGGCCUGAAGUAGCCCAGUGUUUGCCCAGGGUAGGCCUGGCAUGGCCAUCAGUGGGGACUGGGGAAGCCAAUGUCACUUCCUCCUCUGGGGGCCCUCUCAGAGUCCAUCUCCCCAAAAUAAGAAGGGAAAGGCAAAUUUCUAACACACCAGCAAUAAAAAUCAGAGGAGGCUUGGCCCUCAGCCCUUGUAUUUCUCUCUUUUUACUCUCUCCUUCCCACCCACAGACUGGGUUUGUGGGGCAGGGUGGAGGGAGCUGGCAACUACUGUGAGCAAUUCCCCGACCCCUGACCAGCCUCCUCCCAUGACUGGUGACUGUUUAACGAGCUGUGCAUCCCCCACAAAAACAGGAGUGCCUCUGUGGCCUCUGUCCUUCUGCACAGCCCUUUCCAGUGCCCCUCACCAGAUCUCUGAGCUGGGUGGGGGGCUGUCCUGGCAAUCACUGCCCAUUCCACUCACCCUUCACUGCACCUGCCCCAGAAACUGGGCCUGGGCCAGAGGGGCAGGGGGAAGAGGAGGCAUUAGUAGGUUAAAAAAAAAUAGAAAAAAAUAUGAACAGACUUAGCUUUGGGAUUUCCAACCACAAAAGAAAUUAUAUAUAAAUAUAUAUAAAUAUAUAUCUCUACCACAUGUGAUGAAAAGACUUCGUUUUCUUUUCCCAAAGAAAUAAAAUGGAGAAAGCCU